Gongylonema pulchrum is the source of this 216-nucleotide messenger RNA. The record is from the annotation of a GenBank genome assembly. NCBI's taxonomy places the organism in Eukaryota, Metazoa, Nematoda, Chromadorea, Rhabditida, Gongylonematidae.
AUGCUGGAAUCAGUUGGCAAGCUUGCUGAUCGUCAUGCAGCAACGCAACCAGCUACUGUUCGCCGAGAUGCACCGCUCGGAUCAGAUCUGAGCAAUCCCGAUUUUAAUAUAAACCUUUAUAUGGAGCACUUGCAAGAAUUAGCUCCAAAAGUGUCGAAUCGGAUACGAUUUCUAAUCCUCAAUCUUCUCGAUCUGCGCAGAGUAAUGUUACCCUAA